AUGUUAUUUAUGCUAGAACAUAAAAUUAGCGAACAUCAAUUCAAGAACUGUUUGAAUUGCUUAGGUGAAGGAUGCUUCCCACCAGCAGGAUACGGAAUUGGCUCUUAUUAUCCUAUGGCUAUGUCAGAUCCCUCACGACCACAUGUUGAUGCGGUUAAUUCUAAUAUGAUCGAUGAUAAUUAUCCACCACCCUAUGCUUCAUCAUCAGAUGUAGAAACCAAUUUGGAUUUCAUACAAGUGGCUUCCGAAUUAAACUGCCGUGGAUUUGAUGAAAAUUGUCGGUGGUCUAAUACAAAUGAAGACGAAUUAGAUUGGACAGUGUUGAUAUCUACGCCACAAGUUGAACCAUGGGUUACAGCAUUACAAACAUCUCUUAUUCCUGAUUCAUCGGCAGCAGUUCUUAUAUCUGGUAAUCGGAAUGCAUGGGAUAGUGGGCAACUGGUUUCCGAUACACUACCCUGUAUAGUAUCACCAAUACAACUGACGGCUACAGUGUGGCGGUCUUCUGUAAAUGAUCCAAUUCAACAACAACCAAAUUUACAGAUUUGCAGCCGUAAUGUGCAUAGUAAUCUACCUAAUUCUAAUUGCAAUAUAUUUCCAAUACAAAAUGGUAUACCGGUUACUGUGAAUGUACCUGAACCACGUGAUCCUACUACUCCUGCCCAGAUUGUCUUGGUGGGUGACAAUUUUGUUGGAACAUACGGAGGAGCAUUAUUUGUUCAAGACAUCUUUGUCGAUGGUGAGGUGUUGUCAGACUGCUCAGCAGAAGUUAUACCUAGUUCUACCCAUUCCGAUAAACUACUGAAGCAACAAUCAGGACGACCGAUUCCUUUAAACAGCUUCCAGGAUUCCAUGGAUACACUUGUAGAUGUUCAGGAAUUGAAUUCCCUGCAAGAAAUUUCUGACUGGCGAUCGUCAUCUAUUUCACAGUUCACUCAACCAUCCCAAAUGGAUUCAGCUAUGGCUGUAUGCUUGAAACUCUCCUGUAAUCCUGCUGAAAAAGAUUGUGGCUGGCAUAAUGGUAUAGUUGGAUGGUCGAUUUGGACCAGAACUGAUAGUUUUUCAAAUCCAUUAACUGGCAUUGUCAUGCCACCUUCUGGAUCCAAGGGAUUUUUAGUAGCAUCUUAUGAUAAUAAUUUCAAUAGUUCUAUCCAUCACAUCAUUAGCCCUAGAAUCACUGUAUCUACCCGGGAACAACCUCUUUACUUUUGCUUUUAUGAAUAUUUUUCUCUUGGUGGAGCUCGCUUUGCAAUUUGCGUUGAUAAAUUUGGUAAACGAUGUUUUUACUCGAAAACUGAUAUUCUUAAUGAUAAUCAUGUAAAGGAAAGCAGACGAUGGAAUCUGAAAUGUGCUGAACUGCCAGUAGGAACAUAUCAGAUUCAUGUAUUGGCUGAAAACAAAGGACCAAAUAAAGGAGAAAUCGGUUUUAUGCCAUUGAGAGUAAGUCGAGAUCUAGCUGGAAAUGAUGUUGUCUGCUAA
Molecule: messenger RNA, 1479 nt
Organism: Thelazia callipaeda (thelaziosis nematode)
Lineage: Eukaryota; Metazoa; Nematoda; Chromadorea; Rhabditida; Thelaziidae
Source: the annotation of a GenBank genome assembly